CUGUCCACCCGGACCCCUGUCUCUCAUACGGGCCACUGGCGAAUUCUUCCUUCAGCACUCUGACUCCACUAGCCAUGGGCAGCACACAAAUCGCACAGCAAUUGCUGCAGUCGGCGCGUGUCGCCCCGGAAAUCUUCCAGCUGCGUCCGGAUUACCGCGCCCUCUUGAUGGUGGUAGAGGGUAUUCCUCCAGGGCCUAGCGAUGAGUCUAGCGAGGCCUUUCUGCAGGAAGCAGAAACGACAGUCCAAGAAUUGCUGUCAAAAUCACCCGUGACGGAACUUCCACAUAUCGCGGCGUGGCGGGAGGCGUAUAAGGCUUUUGGGGCCAAGCCCCAGAAAACACGCAACAGUUUAGAGGCCUUGACACGGCGUGCAGCGACUGGCUUACCACGGGUCAACCGGUUAACCGACAUAUACAACGCAAUUUCGGUCAAGCAUCAAAUCCCCUUCGGCGGCGAAGACCUUGACAAGUACGACGGAGCGCCAUUCCUGGUGCGCGCCACCGGUCAGGAGCCGUUCCAGACUUUCUCUGGGGGUGAGCCCCAGACUGAGUUGGCCGCACCCGGAGAGCCGAUUUGGUGUGAUAAUGCUGGCAUUACGUGCCGCCGCUGGAAUUGGCGACAGGGCCCACGCACGGCGCUGACGGACGACACCACGCGUGUACUAUUCAUUCUGGAUGCCUUGCAGCCGCUUUCAGACGAUGCUCUCCUACAAGCUGCGGACGAACUGGCCUCGGCCUUGAAAAGUCUAUCUCCAGAAGUACAGACAUCGCAACGUGUUAUUGAUGCUUCUUCAGCCUGAACUUGCCCCGAGCAACUAUGAUAGUCAUUGGAAUGCAUGCGGAUGAUACUGUUUAUAAUGACGUUAGAGUAUAGUGUCGGCUAUAGACAACAUGCUCAGUUUCUCGGGGGAACAUGGGCUGUAGUCGCGCCAAGGAUGUGUCGAAGAUGGCAAGAGUCAUACCAGCUUGCGGCGUUACGUGGGUUCGAGAAAACUGCAGUGGGGGGGACGGGCUGGUUAUACAGGCCUCUGGCCCUAAGCACCUCUGUCGUCACACUGGCAGAUUGUGUUUAUGACAUGCUUUUAUAUAUGGGUUUCUGCGCGCAACAAAG
Aspergillus pseudonomiae is the source of this 1111-nucleotide messenger RNA. Its product is annotated as B3/B4 domain-containing protein. The transcript has a single exon. The record is from RefSeq and is a predicted model, not a curated record. Lineage: Eukaryota; Fungi; Ascomycota; Eurotiomycetes; Eurotiales; Aspergillaceae. Bases 75 to 800 code for a protein of 241 amino acids. Gene Ontology annotation, molecular function: RNA binding; phenylalanine-tRNA ligase activity.